CUUUGCCGUCACAUUUUUCUUUUUUAGGUUAGUUUUCAGUUUUUAAAUUAAAAGAGUUUAUAUUUUAAAUUAAUCUGUUUACAAUGGAAGACAAGCUGAAAGCAUUUGCCAAAGAAUUAUUUAAAAUUGACGCCAUAAAAUUCGGCGAAUACAAAACGAAAAUCGGCCUGAUGACACCUGUUUAUUGCGAUUUAAGAGUAAUUGUUAGUUAUCCUAAAUUGCUGGAAACCCUAGCUGAACUAAUGAUUUGGAAAAUUGGCAAUAUAAAUAAUUACAACAUAAUAUGUGGUGUGCCUUAUACUGCUUUGCCCAUAGCCACUGUAGUUUCCAUCAAAAGUAAUGUAUCUAUGGUGAUGCGCAGGAAGGAAGCCAAGGAUUACGGCACAAAAAAACUGAUAGAAGGAGUUUUUAAACCUGGUGAUAACUGCCUAAUCAUCGAAGAUGUAAUUACAUCUGGCAGCAGCAUACUUGAAACAGUAAAAGAUUUAACUAAUUCAGAGCUAAAAUGCACCGAUGCCAUCAUAUUAUUGAACAGGGAACAAGGCGGGGAAGCUUUUCUCAAAAACAACGGCAUCAAAAUGCAUGCAUUAUUCAAUCUAACGCAACUGAUGGACAUUUUACAAGAAGCUAAUUACAUAGAUUCUCUAAUGGUACAGAAAGUUAGAGACUACUUAGCUACAACAAAAGUGGAUGAAUCAUUGUUGAACAAAAAUGUAUCUCAAAAUAGAUUGAAAAUGUCGUUCGAGGACCGAGAGAAGUUAGCGAAAAAUCCAGUAGCCAAACGAUUGUUUGAAAUAAUGCGGAACAAACAAACUACACUAUGUGUCGCAGCCGAUAUCCUUUCCGCUACAGACUUAUUGAAUUUCGCAGAAGCGGUUGGGCCUCACAUAUGUGCUCUCAAAACGCAUAUUGAUAUAGUGGAAGAUUUCAAUCCCAAUUUGAUCCAACCUCUGCAACAAAUCGCCGACAGGCACAACUUUGUUUUGUUCGAAGACAGAAAAUUUGCGGAUAUUGGUAAAACGGUCGAAUACCAGUACAGUAAAGGGUUAUACAGCAUAUCUUCGUGGGCCCCUUUGGUUACUGUGCAUUCCUUAAUGGGUCCAGGCGUGCUGGAUGCCAUUAAAAGCAGCGAUGGGGCGAAAGCAAGAGGGGUGUUUUUGUUAGCCGAAGCUAGUUCAGCGGGUAAUUUAAUAUCAGAAAAUUACACGAAAGACACCAUUAAAAUGGCUGAACAAUAUCCAGAAUUAAUAACAGGGAUUGUAUGCCAGAGUCCUCUGUUUACGAACAAUCCAGGAUUCAUUCAACUUUGUCCAGGAGUUCAACUAGAAAACAAACAAGAUAAUUUAGGUCAGAAAUAUAAUUCUCCGUUGACGGUGGUUCUGGAAAAGGGUGCUGAUGUGGCUGUAGUAGGUAGAGGUAUAAGUCAGGCGCCAGAGCCCGCUGUAGCUGCCGAGAAAUAUAAGAAAAUCUUAUGGAACGCCUACCUCGAAAGAAUCAAAACUCGCGUAGAUUAACUUAGGUAUUUUCGAAUAUUUUUUACAUUCCACUUUCCUUGUAGGAUUCAAAAAAUAAUUUAGUUGGAAUCGUUGGAUUUUAAACAAUGAAAAUUUAUAUUGUUUUCGUAUAAUAAAUAUAAUUAAAUAAUAUACAUUACAAAGUCG
This is a messenger RNA of Phyllotreta striolata, 1661 nucleotides long. The record is from the annotation of a GenBank genome assembly. Lineage: Eukaryota; Metazoa; Arthropoda; Insecta; Coleoptera; Chrysomelidae.